AUGUCAGAACGAAAAUCGAAUGGAUCAUCGACAUCUAUUCGUCGAUCAUCACCAUUAAACGAACAUGAACAAAAUAAUGGUCUAAAACGAGAAGGUGAUGAUGAACAACAUGCAACAACACCAUCAAACUCAGAGAGUCACACGACAGUUAUAUUUCGAUCUGAUCAAACUCCUCAAUCAUCAUCAUCAUCUAUUCGACAAUCAAAUUCUUCCAUGUCCGAAACUAAUCGGCCACGUUCAAAGACUGCUUCAACAGGUAGUGCUGCUACACCAGAACAUGAAAAUGCAACGAUACAAUCAACUGGUUUUAAUAUUCUUCAAUCAAUUAAAGAUUUAACACAUCAAGAAUUAAAUCGUGCUAAUCCAUUAGGUCUUCUUGGUAAAGAAGUUAUAUCGGCAACAGGAACAACUCAUUGUCCCGAACCAAUUCCACCUAAAGAAUCGGAUGAAAAUAAUAUAACAAAUAGUCGAACAUCAUCAUCAACUUCUUCAAUAUCACCUAUCAAUGAUAAUGAACCUCAACAAUUACAUUUUCCUUUAAAUGAAGAAGAAAAAAUGCAUAUGCAACGUCGUCGUUCAACAUUAGCAAAUAUAACUGAUACAACAUUACCACCAUGUCCAGCUGAAUACAUCCCAUCAGAUAAUGAUGAAAAUUUACAAACACAUCUUUUUUCUCAACCAUCAUCAGGUACUAUGGUUGCAGAUUUCAUUCCUGAUACAAUGUCUAUAAAUGUAUUUGAAGUAUUUAUUUAUGCUUGGGGUGUAUUUGCAUUCUUUUUUGAUAUGGUAACCGAUAUUGUUUUAGCACAUGCAUAUUAUCAAGAAGGUGCAUAUUGGUUAUUUAUUUUAACAUUAAUGUGUGUUAUUUUACCCAAUAUAACAUUAUCCGUAUUUUCACUUGUUUGGUAUAUGGAUAGUAAUCAAUUAAAAGCAGCUGCUAAUAAUCAAACAAAUGAUGAAUAUGAAACAACACGUCAAACAACAUCUUGUCAAACAGAUGAUUUAAUUGAAAGAGAGAUGAAUGAAGAUCAAGUUGAUGCUCAUAUGUCACGCAUAAGACAACAACCACAAGUACCCGAAGAAAAAAAUAAAGAGAAACCUUUUCAAUUAUCAUCAGCAACUCUCAAAGGUUUUACAUGGAUUAUUCGAAUAAUUAUACUUGUACUUCAACUUGAUUUAUGUCUUAAAUAUAUUCGUGGUUUAUAUUAUACAUGGAAAGGUUUUCAAAAACGUAAUAAUCCAAAAUGGGCACGAUUUUAUUUGACGAAACAAAUAUUAAUUGAUGCUGAUAUUGCAUUAUUACGUGUAUUUGAUUGUUUUAUGGAUUCUGGUUCUCAAGUUAUAUUACAAUUAUAUAUUAUGUUAAGACUUGGUUCAACAUCAAUGAAAUUUGAUACUUUAUUUGCCAAACAAUGUUUAUCAAUUAUUUCAUCACUUGGUUCAUUAGCAUAUGCAUUAAGUGGUUAUUCAAGAUGUUGGAGACAUAUGCAAUUAACACAUUCACCACAUGGUUGGCCAAAAGGUAAACCACCUCCACGAUUAGUUUCAUGGUGGAGUACAAUUAUUCAAUGGUUUUGGUAUUUAUUUUUAAUAACACCACGAGUAUUGGCACUUGCAAUGUUUGCUGCAACAUUUCGUUCAUGGUUUUGGAUUAUUCUUGUUGGGCAUUGGUUUGGCAUGCUUUUUUGGAUACUCCGCUUUACACUCAAGGAGCUACUCAUCUAUAAGAGUCCAAUCGUAGAUCUUGGAGCGCAAUUUUUGGGUGAUGCAUCACGGCACAACACGUCACUAACUACACUAGAUCUUGAAGAUGAUCAAAUCGGAGAUGUUGCAGCGCAAUUUUUGGCUGAUGCAUUAGAAUAUAACACAGCACUCACUACACUAGAUCUCGAAAGUAAUCAAAUCGGAGUGAUUGGAGCGCAAUCUUUGGGCGAUGGAUUACGACACAACACGACACUCACCGUAUUAAAUCUCGAAGGUUAUGAAAUCAGAGAUGUUGGAGCAUUCUAUUUGGGUGAGGCAUUACGAUAUAACAAGGCACUAACCACACUUUAUCUUGAAUUUGGUCGAAUCGGAGAUCUUGGAGCACACUAUUUGAGUGAUGUAUUACGACACAACACAACAUUAACUACACUAGAUCUCAAAGGUAAUCAAAUUGGAGAUAUUGGAGCGCAAUCUCUGAGCGAUGGAUUACGACACAACACGACACUAACUACACUAAGUCUCACACGUAAUGAAAUUGGAGAUAUUGGAGCUCAAUAUUUGAGUGAUGUAUUACGACACAACAUAACACUCACCACACUAGAUCUCCGUUGGAAUAAAAUAGGAGAUGAUACAUUGUAUUAUAUCAAUAAACUUAUGGAACGUAAAGAAAGAGAAAAAAACCGUAAAUGA
Messenger RNA from Adineta steineri, 2394 nucleotides. Lineage: Eukaryota; Metazoa; Rotifera; Eurotatoria; Adinetida; Adinetidae. The record is from the annotation of a GenBank genome assembly.